Molecule: messenger RNA, 1662 nt
Organism: Mollisia scopiformis
Lineage: Eukaryota; Fungi; Ascomycota; Leotiomycetes; Helotiales; Mollisiaceae
Product: amino acid permease
Exons: 2
Coding region: 1-1662 (553 amino acids)
Biological process (GO): amino acid transmembrane transport
Cellular component (GO): membrane
Molecular function (GO): amino acid transmembrane transporter activity
Source: RefSeq, a predicted model, not a curated record
AUGGGCGUUUCCGAGAAAGAAAAGUAUGGCUCCGACAUCGAGGCCACGAGCCCUGGUCUGGUCUCGCCAGCCGACGAUGUCGAGGUCGGUGAGGGAGGUUUGAAGAGAAAUCUCAAGGGGAGACACAUGCAAAUGAUUGCCAUUGGAGGUUCCAUCGGUGCCGGUCUCUUUGUUGGUUCUGGUAGCGCUCUCAACUCCGGUGGACCUGCGUCGCUGGUGAUUGAUUUCAUCAUCAUUGGUUUCAUGCUUCUGCUCACAGUCAACGCUCUUGGAGAACUUGCUGCUCUCUAUCCUGUUGCUGGUUCCUUCUAUAACUACUCGAUCCGAUUUAUCGACCCUGCUUGGGGAUUUGCCAUGGGCUGGAACUAUGCAAUGAACUGGCUGGUUGUAUUGCCUUUCGAGUUGACGACCGCUGGUAUCACAAUUGCUUUCUGGACCGACCCGCAGAACACCGGAACUCCUUCCGUCAACGUUGGUGUCUGGAUCACCAUCUUCUUGGUCCUCGUUUGUGUCAUCAACAUCUUUGGUGUCAAGGGAUACGGAGAGGUCGAAUUCGUCCUUGGCUGCAUUAAGGUUCUCGCGGUCAUUGGGUUCAUCCUCUUAGGUGUGAUCAUUGAUUGUGGCGGGGUUCCAACCGACACCAGAGGUUACAUCGGAGCCCAAUAUUGGCAUAAUCCAGGUGCGUUCCGGAACGGCUUCAAGGGAUUCUGUUCGGUGUUCGUGACUGCUUCGUUCGCUUUCGGUGGUACUGAGCUUGUCGGUCUUGCAUCUGCAGAGGCUGCCAAUCCAAGAAAGUCCAUUCCCAAGGCUACCAAACAGGUGUUCUGGCGUAUCACCCUUUUUUACGUUGUCUCCCUCUUCAUCCUGGGCCUCAUCGUCCCGUCUGACGACAAGAACCUCUCCAACGCAACCGGCGGUAACACCCGUUAUUCACCAUUCGUCUUGUCGUUCCAACUUGCGGGUAUCAAGGUUCUCCCAUCCAUCUUCAACGCCGUGAUCACUCUUUCCGUUAUCUCGGUCGCCAACUCCUGCACAUUCGCCUCCACUAGAACUAUUCAAGCUCUUUGCGCUCGUGGUAUGGGUCCAUCCAUCGGUGCCAGAGUUGACAAGAAGGGUCGCCCAUAUGUUGUCUUGAUCGUCGUUCUUUUGUUUGGCUGCCUUGCGUACAUCAACGAGGCUAAAUCUGGUGGCACCAUCUUCACAUGGUUGCUCUCUUUGUCUGGUCUCUCCAACUUCUUCACCUGGGGAUCCAUCUGCUUCGCCCACAUUCGUUUCAGAAAGGCCUGGAAAAUGAAUGGCCGUACUACCGAUGACCUCCCAUUCGCCGCCAUGUUCGGUGUCAUUGGUUCGUGGAUCGGUCUUGCUCUUAAUAUUCUCUGCUUGAUCGCCCAAUUCUACACCGCAUUGUUCCCCAUUGGUGGGAGUCCAAAUGCUGAGGUCUUCUUCGAGAGUUAUCUUGCAGCUCCAAUCGUCAUCUUGUUCUUCAUUGGAUACAAGCUGUACUACAGACAAUGGACCCUUGGUGUCAAGCUCCAAGACAUCAACAUUGAUGAAGGCAGACGUGAGCUCGAUCUCGAUGCAUUCCGAGCUGAGAUGGAUGCUGAGCGGGCUGAGAAGGCAUCGUGGCCAUGGUGGAAGAGAACCUGGGAUUUCUGGAUGUAG